Messenger RNA from Trichoderma asperellum CBS 433.97, 1791 nucleotides. RefSeq lists its product as uncharacterized. Lineage: Eukaryota; Fungi; Ascomycota; Sordariomycetes; Hypocreales; Hypocreaceae. The record is from RefSeq and is a predicted model, not a curated record. Gene Ontology annotation, molecular function: N-acetylglucosamine-6-sulfatase activity; arylsulfatase activity; glycosaminoglycan binding. Gene Ontology annotation, biological process: phenol-containing compound metabolic process.
AUGUAUACUAGGCUGAGCCGCGCAAUUGUUGCGUCGUCAUGGCUCUUCUCUGCCAUUCUCCUGGCAGAUGCGGCUGCCGAUCGCCCGAAUAUCGUCUUCAUCUUGACAGAUGACCAAGACAAUCAUAUGGGAACACUGGAUCAUAUGCAGUCGCUGCAGAAGCAUCUGGUCCAUCAGGGCACCACGUUUGAGAGACAUUACUGCUCCACGGCCAUUUGCUGUCCGGCCAGGGUCAGCCUGUGGACUGGGCAGCUGGCUCAUAACACCAACGUAACAAACGUGAAUCCUCCCUGGGGAGGUUAUCCCAAAUUCGUCCAGAACGGAUACAAUGACCACCACCUUGCCCUCUGGCUACAGCAGUCAGGCUACAACACCUACUACGCGGGAAAGCUCUUCAACGCUCACACCGUCUACAACUAUGACUCGCCUCCUGUCAGUGGAUAUACUCAGUCCAACUUCUUUCUUGACCCUUUUACGUACCAAUAUUACAAUGUCAGCACCACAAAGAACGGAGCGCCUCCAACCAACCCUGUCGGUAAGUACUCUACCGAUAUCGUAGCCGAGAGCGCCAACGAGUUCCUCGAUCAUGCUCUUCAAGACGAAGAAUCUCCUUUUUUUAUAACACUUGCACCAAUUGCACCUCAUGCUCUCGUGGCCGGGGGAUCGAGGGCAUCAUUCGAUCCCCCACAAGUUGCAGAGCGGCACGAGGGCCUCUUCCCCGAGUAUAAGAUCCCCCGGACGCCAAACUUCAAUCCCGAUUCCCCCAGCGGCGUGGGCUGGAUCUCAAAGCUCCCUAAACUCAACGAGAGCGUUGUUGACUACGACGACGAAUACCAGAGGCUGCGUCUCCGGUCGUUGCAGGCGGUAGAUGAGAUUAUCGAAUCUGUCGUCACCCGUCUCGACCAGGCCGGCGUGCUCGAAAACACCUUCAUCUUCUACACUUCAGACAAUGGCUACCACAUUGGUCAGCACCGGCUGCAUCCUGGCAAGACGUGUGGCUUCGAGACCGACAUCAACGUGCCUCUCGUUGUCCGUGGCCCUGGCGUUCCCGCGCAGCGAAUCACUCGCACCCCCUCUUCACACACGGAUCUCGCUCCUACCAUAUUGAAGAUUGCGGGCGUUGAAAUCAAUGACAAGAAAUUCGAUGGCUCUCCAAUUGAUAUUUAUGAUGCCGAGGUUGAGCUUCGUUCAGAACAUGUCGCCGUUGAGUUUUGGGGGUUUGGGCUCGCUGAGAGCAUCUUUGGUAGAGAGAGCGGCGAGCCUAUUUACGUCAAUAAUACGUUCAAGGGGCUUCGCAUUGAAGCCGAAGACUAUGGAUUUUACUACUCCGUCUGGUGUAGUAACGAAAGGGAGCUCUAUGACAUGAAGGCCGAUCCAGGACAGAUAAAUAACCUCCUCUCGCCAAAGGACGGGAAGGCCAGCGCUAGUGCUCUCGUUAUCAACAGUCAUCAAGAAUGGCCUCUUGAGCGUGUGGUCGAUCGCCUAGACGCUCUCAUGAUGGUCCUCAAAUCCUGCAAGCAGCAAUCUUGCACCCACCCCUGGAGGAGCUUGCACCCAUCGGGCAAGGUGAACAAUCUCCUCGAUGCGCUUUCAUCCGACUAUGAUGACUUUUACGGAGGACAAGUGAAAGUGAGUUUCACCAGAUGUGAAGGCGGGUACAUUGUCGAAUCGGAAGGGCCGCAGGAUUUCCAUGCCCUUGAAGCUAUGGCAGACUUUAAUGACGAUAAUGCCAUUUAUGAUGUACCAGGGCAGCGUGUUUUGAUCAAUCCUGAUUGGAGCCUCUGGGAGUAG